Messenger RNA from Penicillium waksmanii, 228 nucleotides. RefSeq lists its product as uncharacterized. Bases 1 to 228 code for a protein of 75 amino acids. NCBI's taxonomy places the organism in Eukaryota, Fungi, Ascomycota, Eurotiomycetes, Eurotiales, Aspergillaceae. The record is from RefSeq and is a predicted model, not a curated record. The transcript has a single exon.
AUGGAUUUUUCCAUUGUCGACAGUGGACAAAUUGGCCAGCCCAAAGUGACCAAAGUUUGGAUGGCUUAUUUCCGUUGCGAUCCUUUGCCGGUUCUCGAUGAGCUCCAAGUUGAAGUCAUCCGAUGGAAAGGAUCAAAGGAAAGAAAGAUGCUGACUUUGAAGUACUCCGAGGUGAAGGACAUGGACGGAGGCGAGGAUGCAAUAGCAGAGUUUAAGCCCAUGUCUUAA